AUGGCGGGACUGAUGCUCCAGCUCGGUGCGGGGCGGCGGCUGCGGCGCUCCCGCCGGGGACAGGCGGAGCUGCUCGGCCCCGCUUGCCGAGCUUACAGCUCCCACGUUCCGACAGCUGGAGCUGGGAGCCGGACAGCCCUUGCUGGUAGUGGUGGAGGAUCUCCUGGUGGCGGUGGUGGUGGUGCUGGUGUGCGUGUCCGAGUGUCCCCCGGCGAUGGUGGCGGAGCAUCCCUUGGGGCGGGGAUGGUACCCGCGGCGGCGGAGGCAGCGGGAGCGGCGGUGGGUGCGGUCCUUGGCGCCGGCUGGUGUCUCCUCGACACCUGCUGCGGAGCUGGUGACAGCGACCUCGUGUCCUGCCGGGCCCAGAGGGCCUUGCCACGGCGGGAGCCGCGCCUGAGGCAGCACAUGGUUUUUGUCCUUAAAGCAAUUGUGAACAGAUCCAUUCCUGAUGUCUGUGCAACUUGCCACAUUCAUGCAACAUGUCAGCAAAGUGGAGGAAAAAGUGUUUGCAUCUGCAAUUAUGGAUUUGUAGGCAAUGGAAGAACCCAUUGUCAAGAUAAAGAUGAAUGCCAGAUUGGAGCCAGCAAGAUCUGUGGAAAUCAUACACUGUGUCAUAAUACACAUGGAAGUUUUUACUGUGUUUGCCUUGAUGGAUACCGAGCCUCCAACAACAACAAGACAUUUAUUCCCAAUGAUGGCACGAACUGUACAGACAUAGAUGAAUGUGAGGAGUCUGGACUGUGUGGUCAAAAUGCAAGAUGUGUGAAUACAGAAGGAAGCUACAUGUGUUACUGCAAUGAUGGUUAUAAAUUAGAAACUGGAGAGCUUUCUUUUCAUCAAGAUGGAAAGACAGUUUCAUGCAAAGAAAUCGGAUGUGGUUCCCCUCCUGAAAUGAAGCAUGGCUACAUUGUGGGGAACUACAGCUUGCUACCAGGAAGUGCAGUUCAUUAUGAGUGUCAAGAAGGGUUUUACAGCAAUGAAGGAAAGUUCUCAUACUGCACUGCAAAUGAAACUUGGGAACCUGCCACUUUAAGCUGUAAAGGUGUGGACUGUGGGGUUCCACCUCCUGUUUCGCAUGCCACAGCAUCUGUGGGUGGGACCACAUACAGAAGUGAAGUUACUUACAAGUGUGAUCAUGGUUACCUGAUGGCAGGCAGCAGUCACACUGCAGUCUGCAAUGCCAAAGGACAGUGGGAUGGCCCUGAUUUGGUGUGCAAAGAAAUAGACUGUGGCAAACCUUUGCUGAUUCCACACACGACAAUGACCUGGGACAAUUCUACCACUCUGCGGAGCAGAGUGUACUAUCACUGUAAAGAAGGAUAUUAUUUCAAUGGAGACAGGAAUUUUUCAGAAUGCACAAUAGAUCAGUCAUGGGAGAAUAUUACAUACGUAUGCAAAGAGGAGGAAUUACUCAGUAAUAUAUCCAUAUUCAAUGAAACAUGUGUGAGGUGGCAAAGGAAAACUGGAAGACUGGGAGUGCAGGAAACGUACACAUUUCAUAUACUGGGACAAAGACUGGAUGAGAAGAUGUUCUCAGAAGAUGUGAUAUUUAACAUCAGUACAAGUGAAGAUAAUCCAAAGGUGUGUUUAGAUCUGAAUUCUGGAAGUAACUACAUGGUGAAUAUAACGACCAUUUCUUCCACAAACAUCACCGUCUCUGUUACAGUAGCAAUUCAAACAAAGGUAAAGGAAGCUUUCAAUAAUGUAUUAAUUUUUAAUGAUACCUGCUUGAAAUGGAGGAGAAAUGUCAGGGGAACUGGUGUGGAAGACAGAUACUCAUUUCAUGUGCAAGGCCAGCGUUGGUAUCAGAAGAACUUCCAUCAUGAAAUGACCUUUGAACUUUCCACACACAAGCAAGCUCCUGAAGUUUGUUUAGAUUUGCAACCAGGCACCAAUUACUCUAUUAAUAUUUCCAUGGUAGCUUUGAAUUUUUCGCUGCUUGUUUCUAUGACAACACAAAUUACAGGUGGGUCUUGCCAUUUAUUUUAUAUACUUACAAAAGCACCUAGUGGGUGUAAGAGACUCAACUGAAUAUGCACUGUUGAUCUCAGUGCUUUGUGGUGGGCUGUCAAAGUAGUCUUUCCAUGCUCAGAAUUGUCCGUUAUUUGUUUUCAUGGAUUUUGUAGAGUUCAGAGGCAGAAGGGGGAGGAAAAUUGAGGUGCAGAGUGUUAAUGUGUCAUUGUGGGACAUCAGGGAAAAGAUAGUUUGGUGGGUUGGACACAAGACUGGUACCAAGGACAGCUGAGUUAAAUUCCCUGCCCUGUUAGAGGCUUAGUCACUUUUUAAGAA
This is a messenger RNA of Cyanistes caeruleus (blue tit), 2289 nucleotides long. The record is from RefSeq and is a predicted model, not a curated record. NCBI's taxonomy places the organism in Eukaryota, Metazoa, Chordata, Aves, Passeriformes, Paridae.